CAACCCUGACCCAAACCUGAGCUGAACCCCAGCUCCAACCCCAGCCAAAAUCCCAGCCCCAACCUCGGCCCUGACCCCAACCCUGACCUUAACCCCAGCCCUGACCUUAACCCCAACCCCAGCUCCAAACCUGAGCUGAACCCCAGCUCCAACCCCAGCCAAAAUCCCAGCCCCAACCUCGGCCCUGACCCCAACCCUGACCUUAACCCUGGCCCCAACCCCAGUCCCAACCAUGGCCCCAAACCUGGCUCCAACCCCAGCCCUAACCUUGGCCCUGACCCUAACCCUGACCUUAACCCCGGCCCAAAUCCCAGCCCCAAUCCCAGCCCCAACCCUGACCUUAACCCCAACCCCAGCUCCAAACCUGACCUUAACCCCAACCCCAGCUCCAAACCUGACCUUAACCCCAGUUCUAACCCCAGCUCCAACCUCAGCCAAAAUCCCAGCCCCAGCCACAGGUACAACCCCAGCCCCAACCCCAACCCUGACCUCAACCUUGACCUUAACCCUGGCCCAAAUCCCAGCCCCAAACCCAGCUCCAACCCCAACCUUAAGCUCAGUUCCAACCCCAGCUCCAACCUUGCCCCUGACACCAACCCCAGCCCCAGCCCCGGUCCCAACCCCGUCCUGUGGCAGGUACUCCAUGCAGGAGAUGUACGACGUGGUGGCCAACGUGGAGGACUACAAGAACUUUGUGCCCUGGUGCAAGAAGUCCGUGGUGGUGUCGCGGCGCUCGGGCCACAUCAAGGCGCAGCUGGAGGUGGGGUUCCCGCCCGUGCUGGAGCGUUACACGUCCAUCGUCACCCUGGUGCGGCCACACCUCGUCAAGGCCGUCUGCACCGACGGGCGCCUCUUCAACCACCUGGAGACCAACUGGCGCUUCAGCCCCGGCAUCCCCGGCUACCCCCGCACCAGCACCGUGGAUUUCUCGAUCUCCUUCGAGUUCCGCUCCCUGCUGCACUCCCAGCUGGCCACCGUGUUCUUCGAUGAGGUGGUCAAGCAGAUGGUGGCCGCCUUCGAGCGCCGCGCGGCCAAGAACUUCGGGCCCGAGACCCGCAUCCCCCGGGAGCUCAUGUUCCACGAGGUCCACCAGACGUGAGGGCGGCCGGGCCGGGCCCCCCCGGACUGUGCCGAGCCCACCCCCCAAAAUAUUUAUUCGAGUGCGUCUCCGCUGCUGUUGCCUCAACGCCCCCCGGGGCUGCCCCGUGAGCCCCCCUGGAGCCGCGUCCCGGCGCUGGACUCCCUGGUUUUGUAGCU
This is a messenger RNA of Parus major (Great Tit), 1257 nucleotides long. RefSeq names its product coenzyme Q10A (gene COQ10A). Gene Ontology annotation, cellular component: mitochondrion. Gene Ontology annotation, biological process: cellular respiration; ubiquinone biosynthetic process. The transcript is spliced from 3 exons. The record is from RefSeq and is a predicted model, not a curated record. Bases 233 to 1099 code for a protein of 288 amino acids. Gene Ontology annotation, molecular function: ubiquinone binding. Lineage: Eukaryota; Metazoa; Chordata; Aves; Passeriformes; Paridae.